CGCGGCGUUAUGGCCCAAAACUCGCCUCAAACGGGGAUCUUGAGAAAUGGCCUGCAAAACGGUAUUGCGUUCCGUCUUCCUGACGGAACCACGGAGAAUCUCCGGCGCCGGGAGAUGCUUCUGUCUUCCUCUUUCUCCGGCAUCGAUUCCCAUCAAUGGUUGUUUCCCUGCACCGAAGAAUCCUGGUUUCGGCGGUUUUCCGUCGGCAUCCGGUCGGAAUCUCCACUCCAGCAGAGGGGCUCGGCUUAAUUGCAGCCAUAACGAUGAAGCCGAUCAAGGUCCGCCUCAAGAAGCUGUUCUUAAGGCGAUUUCAGAAGUGUCAAGGACUGAUGGAAGAGUUGGGAAAGCUACCCAUGUGAUUAUGGGAGGCACUGUGGCUGAUGACUCGACUAAAGAAUGGCUAGAACUAGACCAAAAGGUCAAUACAUACCCGACAGACAGAGGGUUUACUGCUAUCGGGACUGGUGGCGAUGACUUUGUGCAAGCUAUGGUUGUUGCAGUUGAAUCCGUUAUUCAAAGACCGAUACCCGAGGAUUGUGUGAGGCAGACGUUAUCGAAGAAAGGGAAAUAUGUAUCGGUGAAUAUUGGCCCUAUUCGAAUUCUUUCUAGCGAACAGGUUCAAGCUGUGUACAAUGCGAUGAGGAGAGACGAAAGGAUGAAAUACUUCUUGUAGAACAAUGAUCUGUCAUUCCCUCUUUCUCCCCUCCAUAAUGUACAACUCUCCGGUAAAGCCCUUCAUAGAUUCUUAACGUUGCUUCUGUUUAUGUUCGAAUAUAUUUAUCUGCUACUCUUAGAUAUAGGACUAUAAUUAAACAUAUGGAGAAAUUCCUU
Messenger RNA from Tarenaya hassleriana, 831 nucleotides. RefSeq lists its product as uncharacterized. The coding region runs from base 47 to 673 and encodes 208 amino acids. The record is from RefSeq and is a predicted model, not a curated record. The transcript is spliced from 5 exons. Lineage: Eukaryota; Viridiplantae; Streptophyta; Magnoliopsida; Brassicales; Cleomaceae.